Molecule: messenger RNA, 5129 nt
Organism: Micropterus dolomieu (smallmouth bass)
Lineage: Eukaryota; Metazoa; Chordata; Actinopteri; Centrarchiformes; Centrarchidae
Gene: kcnj5
Product: potassium inwardly rectifying channel subfamily J member 5
Exons: 4
Coding region: 123-1445 (440 amino acids)
Biological process (GO): regulation of monoatomic ion transmembrane transport; potassium ion import across plasma membrane
Cellular component (GO): plasma membrane
Molecular function (GO): inward rectifier potassium channel activity
Source: RefSeq, a predicted model, not a curated record
UGGAAAUAGAAAGUUCUAGUGCUUCCAUUGCCAAGAAACAGAGACCGCAGAUAAGCUGGAACAACUCUGCCAGUGUAGAUAUCUAUCCGAUGCAGUGAUUCGGUGUUGAGCUUCAGCUGAGGAUGGCAGGAGAUUCUCGAAUCCUCAUGGACCAUAAUAUGGAGAUAGGAGUCACACCUGCACAGGUGAAGAAGCUUCCUAAACACUUGCGGGAGGCUCAGAUCUCGACAGAGCGUACCCACUUGAUUUCUGACCCGGCGAAGAAGCCACGUCAGCGAUAUGUGCAAAAGGAUGGCAAGUGCAACGUUCAUCACGGAAAUGUGCAAGAGACCUACCGUUACCUCAGUGACUUGUUCACUACGCUGGUGGACCUACGCUGGCGUCUUAGUCUCUUCAUUUUCACCUUAGUCUAUGUAGUCAACUGGCUUUUCUUUGGCUUUCUGUGGUGGCUGAUAGCGCUAAUCCGUGGGGAUCUGGUGCAUGCUGAUGAGGAGGGCUGGACCCCAUGUGUGGAGAACCUCAACAGUUUCGUCUCAGCCUUCCUCUUCUCCAUUGAAACAGAGACCACCAUAGGGUAUGGUUAUCGUGUAAUCACAGAAAAGUGCCCUGAAGGUAUCAUACUGCUUUUGGUGCAGGCCAUCUUGGGUUCUAUUGUUAACGCCAUGAUGGUGGGCUGCAUGUUUGUGAAGAUCUCACAGCCAAAGAACCGCGCCGAGACCCUCAUGUUCUCGCACAAUGCUGUCAUAUCAGUGCGAGACAACAAGAUGUGCCUGAUGUUUCGGGUGGGGGACCUGAGGAACUCUCACAUCGUGGAGGCAUCGAUCCGAGCGAAGCUGAUCCGCUCGCAGCAGACCAAGGAGGGGGAGUUCAUCCCACUCAACCAGACUGACAUCAACAUCGGCUUUGACACAGGAGACGACCGGCUGUUCCUGGUGUCACCGCUUAUCAUCUCUCACGAGAUCAAUGAGAAGAGCCCCUUCUGGGAGAUGACAAUGGCGCAAAUGGAGAAGGAGGAGUUCGAGAUCGUAGUUAUCCUUGAGGGCAUGGUGGAGGCCACAGGGAUGACAUGUCAGGCACGGAGUUCCUACCUGGACACAGAGGUGCUUUGGGGUUAUCGCUUCACACCUGUUCUCUCUCUGGAGAAGGGCUUCUACGAGGUAGACUACAACAACUUCCACGAUGUCUACGAGACCAACACCCCCACCUGCAGCGCCAAGGAGUUAGCUGCUAAGCUUCGGGAGGGGCCGCUAUUGCCUCAGCUUUCGCUUCUGAGCCCUGAGCCCAAAAUGCAUACUUUUGACCCCCUAAAUCGUCUGUCCAAACUGGACCCACUCAGCCGGGAUGAGGACAAGGAGGAGAGAGAUUCAGGGGGUGACAGAGGAGAGACCAACGGCUCAGCUGCUGCUUUGGAGGAGCAGCCCCUUGCUGAUGGACUGCCUGACUGAUGUGACUGAUGGCCACAUCAGCUAAAAAACAGGAGAGACUGGAGAAGAGGACAGGACAAUAUAAUGCUUCAUUUAGUCAAUGGCCAGCUUGUUCCAUUGCAAUGCUUGGAGAUAUAAGAUAUCCGUCUCCAGCCCCCGACUCAUGCAAUACUCCUCUACUAGAGUGUCAAUCUAUAUAGUAUAGAUUGGUUUUGUAGACACGUAAGUAAACAUACACAGACACACACGUACAGUAUCUAUAUCUACACUUAAAGGUUGGUGGCUCAGAUUGUCUUUUUAUAAUCGUAACGGCAACUUACUGCUAUAACAGCUCAAGUUGUAUAACGUAAACUUGAGCUGAAACUGGUAGCCAUGACAGAGUACCAUAGGUUUAUUAUGGAUACUCCAAUAUUCUCAUUUUAGAGUGUGUUGAUUCAGCUUCAUUUGAUCAGAGCAUCAGUCUCAUAACUCCGCUAAUGUGUCUGGCAGCAGCUUCUGCGUGGUAAUGGAACCUUGUUAUUGAUUUUUAAAAAUUUUUUUAAAUGUGGGGAUUUUUAUUUAUUUUCUCUGUUAGUGUUGUUUUUAUUCUGCGUCAGAAAUCCAAUUCACCUAAAAGGAAAGGUACAAGAAUUCUAGUUUGGCAAGAGAAGAUGUAGGAAAUUGUUCUAUAAAAGGCAACGUAUACUGGCAACCACCAUCCAGUUUAGUUUUCGUGUUCACACCAUCCUCAUGGUUGUACUGUCAUCAAUACUCUCACUGUGUGUGUCUGGUUGUCUUCCAAACACACUGAGAGCUUUGACCCAAAAGAAACCAAUUAGUACCUCAUUUUAUACUCAUGUUCAGGGUUUGAAAUUAACAAAAAGAACGAGACAACUGCUGGUAAAAGCUGUGCUGCUGACUGACUAUUUUGAAAACUUUGUGACUGCUUAAAGAUUUAAUUCCCCCUUACGCUGCAGGAACUAAAACUUCCAAGCCCUUUUCUUAGUACGUAAAGCACAAUUUCCCUUGAGGUGACUCCACACUGACCUAACCACACACAUUGCCACAGCUACUGGCUGAUGCAUGUCAGUCCUAGUUAAAUGUGACAUUCAAAUGUAGAUUAAAAUAUCCUAUGAAAUAUUUAUACUCAACUGCAAUUUGAAAUGUUCUUGAUUUUUAUACACCGCACAUAUGAAUAUUUCAAAUGCUCCACAAGCAAAAUGAAAUACUCAAUGUAUCCUUUUAUGUUUGUUUUGUUUUGGUUUUAAAUAUUUAAAAGAGAUUCAACCUUAGUAUUUUUCAGCUACACAAAAGUUGAGUCUACUGAUGAUAGGAUCAGGUAUUCUGUCUAAUCUCAUGAGUUUAAGAUCCUACCAGCCCAUCACCCGCGGUAUUUGCCUUCUUUGUAAUUAAUUCCUCUGAACUUCAUCUUUGGCUUUCACCUUUGAAUUUGAAGUCUUCUUUGUCCACACACACUUGGCACACUCUGCACCAUGGCUCCGUUCCACGAACCGCCCUUGGGUCUUUUGCUUGAUGUAGUUUACAGCCCUUGUGACUACUGUUUUGGAAGCAGACACUUGUCGUGUGAGGGCCAUAGCCUACAGUAUUUUUUGUACUUUUCUUUGAAAGGACACAUGUCAGAGCUUGCAUGCAUGAAUCAACCCCUAUGCGUCCCAUUGUUCAGUAAGUUUAAUACAGUAAAGAAAUACAGGGUAUUUUCUAGGCAUGCAAAUUAUGAGAUUUCUACAAAAUAUUAUCAGAUUAUGUAUUAAUAUUCAAUUAUCAUUUGUUGAGAGAAAAAUGAGAUUCCUGAUACUCCCCAAUUUAAUGUUAGUUUUUUGUUUUUUUACUGAUGCUUGUCCAAUUAAUGUUUUUAUUUUCACUGUGAUAUUUUUGCAUCUUACUAUGUAUUUCAUUUGCUAAACGAUACGUUUGUCAUUAGAGAGAGAUCAUCUUUCAUUGCUGGAAUGUCAUCUGUUUUCUGUGUGUUCUCAUGGGAAUAAACAUAAUAUGGCCGAAAGAACAACAUGUUCCUGUUAGAUAAUGGGUGCCUUCACGAGCGAGUGCAUGCGAGUAAGUAGUAAUUUUGCACAAAACUUUGCAACUGAGGAUUCAAAAGUAGGCAACCUUAUUUUAGCAUGUGUGACACUGCACUCUAUCCGCUAUAGUGUGACAAAAUGACAAAUUUAACUGUGUCUUACACACCUGAAAACUGGAUUAGUUGCAUAUCAAAUCAUGAAAAGGAGACUUAUGCAACCUUUAAAUUAUCAGCGCAGUACAAUCUUGUCUUGCACUAAAGCUCAAGGCAAAAACUGCUUCAUGCAUGCUAGGGGAAAAAUAUAAUGGAUAACAUCAAGAACUUUUGUCGCUCCCUUUCCAUUUCUAAAUUUUAAUUUAUUCAUUAAAGUUAUACAGCAGCAAAGACUGGAUUGAUCUCAGUAGUAGCCCAAAUCAUCCUUGUGCUAAAAAGUAUUUACUUGUGGAUUAGCAUGAUUGUGGCUGGACCUAAACAGCAUUGCUGAGUCAGCUUUGUGUGUUAGGAGAUUGAAAUUACUCAUGCACACACACAAGGGAAGACACAAUCUCAGAAAACAGCUGGCAGACUGAUUAAGGCCACCACAGCUAUUAACUAGCCUCAGAGAAAACAUUGCAGAAGUCACAGGGGCAAUCACAUUUAUCCAGCACCUACAACCGAGUACAACCAGUAAUAAAAUGAAACAUGAUGUUACAUUUGAUGGCCAGCAUGUCAUAGAAAUUCACUGAAUCAUAGCAAUGUGCUGUCAAGGCUAUUCUUGUCCAAGCUAUUAAAUUUGGAGGCUGGAUCGUCAGCAAGCUGACAGUCCCUGAUUCAAAUCUGAAUAAUGUACGAUGAUGAAUAUAAUGCAUCUAUUGAAUGGUGCAUUGAAAUAGGUACCCAAAGCAGGUGCAUGUGGGUGAGCAUGUGUGUGUGUGUGUGUGUGUGUGUGUGUGUGUGUGUGUGUGUGUGUGUGUGAGUGUGUGUGUGUGUGUGUGUGUGUGGGAGAGAAAGAUAGGGGGGCGAGACAUAAUCAGUCAUCACCACCUAAAGCCAACAGGCGCACGUAAACACAAUAACACCCACAAACACACAACAAAACUAUCCAUUUAAGCUUUUGCCAAGUUAAAUGUGCCCUUUUUACAAUGGGGAAAUGAUGAAAGGAAAAGAACAAAAAAGAUAAAAUUGCUAAAGCUGAUGAAUGGCACCACACCAACAGAGUAACUAGCUAUUGUUCUUUCUCUUUCUAUGGCUAGCUAAUACUCUUUCCUUCUCCGUUAAAUAAUGCAUGCUUGUGACGAAGAAGGAAGCACAUAGGCCAUUAACAACUGUGUAGUCAGAAUAAAACAUCCUGCACAAAAAAGAGAAUUCUUGGAAAAAAGGCAAGUGGGAGGAUUUUUCUCCGGUACAACACACAUAGUGUGAUCUCUUUAUAUUCUUGCACCAUUAUCGGACUCCCGUUAUUUUGCCCUUGCAAACAAGCUGACCCUGUGAAACAACUCCCACAAAGAGGAAACACACACAGACACAAACAUGCAGUGCAUGGGUUAUUUUACAGUACUUCUCACAGUUUUUUCCCAACCAUCCCAAGCAACAUCCAAAGAUGAAAAGGCAAGAUCCCAAACCCCAUUGUCCUCUCUUUAGCAACUGUGACUCCCUGCUGCAAUUAUAUCUUAUUAAGCAUUCAAAUAAACUCAUACAUGGCACUGUAA